AUGAGCUCAGAAAAUAUAGGAACGCCCACUGUUGCAACUCCGACGCCAGAGGCAGAACUCAAUCCGCAAAGAGUAAAAGCACUUGUGCAAAAGUUGAAAGAUGAAUUAGCUGCAAGUCAGGUUGAAACUGAUCCCGUGAAGAAGCAAGCACAUCUUCAAAUAGUUGACAAGAUCAAACGUGUGUUGUUGAAAUAUCAACAGCAGCAACAGCAACAGCAACAGCAGCAGCAACAGCAACAGCAGCAGCAACAGCAACAGCAGCAGCAACAGCAACAGCAACAGCAGCAGCAACAGCAACAGCAACAGCAACAGCAACAACAGCAACAGCCCAAGUCAGCACCAAUAAACAAUUCUAGCGUAGUAGAUGGCGAGCCAGCUAAAACGGAGACACCGAAGUUUGGUACAUCCUCACGUGCGUCACCUUCCGUAUUGCUGAAUGUACAAUCAGCCCCAAUGGUUCCUUUGCAAAGUGAAUUUGCAAAUCCGAGACCGACAACAGCUCCUCAAUUGCUGCAUUUACCAAUGCCAUCACAACAAUCACCAAUGCCAUCACAACAAGCACCAGUGCCAUCACAACAAGCACCAGUGCCAUCACAACAAAUGCCAAUACCACCACAACAAAUGCCAAUGCCACCACAACAAUCACCAAUGCCAUCACAACAAAUGCCAAUACCACCACAACAAAUGCCAGUGCCAUCACAACAAAUGCCAAUACCACCACAACAAAUGCCAGUGCCAUCACAACAAUCACCAAUGCCAUCACAACAAAUGCCAAUGCCAUCACAACAAUCACCAGUGCCGUCACGGCAAAUACCUGCUCAAUUGCCCCAGCAAUCAAUUCAUCAACAGCAGCCUAUCCAAUCACCUGUUCCCCAAAGGACAAAUACUCCAGCUGUUGGUGACUCUCUGAAAGUAACUCUAGAAAAGUACAAUCAAGUGAGGAAUAUUUUACAAAGUUUACUAGACAAAAUCGAAAAGCUCAGGACUUUGAAAGAUCAAGAGACAGACCCCGCAAAGAGACAAAAUAUUGAAAAAUCAAUUCUUGAUGUCAGAAGCCAACUACAACAAUGCCACAAAGGAGCUCUAUAUAUGAGAAAAGUGUUAGUGGACUCAGGUAGGUUAUCUGCUAAUGCUACUCCUGUAGGCACACCCCAAAGACCUUCUCCAACUCCUAAUGAGCUCUCAGCCCCUCAAUCAGUGAGGACUUCUGUCUCUCCAGUACCAACACCGCCAAUUAUACCACCACAACCUUCACAAUCUGCAACGGUACCUCCGUCAUCGGCGUCAACGCCAUCAUCAGCAUCGACACCAGCACCAGCACCAGUAUCAGCACCAGUAUCAGCACCAGUAUCAGCACCAGUAUCAGCACCAGCACCAGCACCAGCACCAGUAUCAGCACCAGUAUCAGCACCAGUAUCAGCACCAGCACCAGCACCAACACCAGUACCAGUAUCAGCACCAGCAUCAGCACCAGCACCAGUAUCAGCACCAACCAUCAAGACAGAGAACAUUCCGGAAAAAGCUUCAAACGUGAAUAUGCCAACACAACCACCAGUAAAGCAGCAGCCAGAAGCUCAAUCGCAGACACCGGCAAGUAUACAGAAAGGGACAACAAACUUGUCCAAGAAGUCCUCGACACCCACGCCCGGAAAACCACCAACAACAACCGUGAAAACAAACGCGACAAUCUCAAGAGCAGCAACUCCGAGCUCAAAAAAUGCACAAGGUUCAUCAGCGUCGUCUGCACCAAAUACUUCGAAAAAACCAUUAGGAUCUACAGGUCUUACACCUUCUUCAUCUGCAAUUGCAAACUCCUUAUCCACGUCUAAUGGAAACACCUCGAUCACUCCACAGAAUAUACCAGACAAUGAUGGUAGAGUGUUGACAAAGCGUAAACUCAAUGAGUUGAUCACAAGAAUUUCGGUUGAUCAAGGCGAUGUCAAGACCUCUGUAGAUAAUGAUGUUGAAGAUCUUUUUAUGGAUUUAGCGGACGAGUUUGUUACGAAUGUGAUGGAAUUUUCAUGCAGCUUAGCAAAGCAUCGAAAAUUGGAUAAAGUUGAUGUAAAAGAUGUUCAGCUUCAUCUAGAAAGAAAUUGGGGUAUCAAAGUACCAGGUUAUAUCAACGAUGAAAUUAGACCGGCAAGGAAAUGGACUAAAAAAACCGAUCGCAAAUAG
Lodderomyces elongisporus is the source of this 2175-nucleotide messenger RNA. RefSeq lists its product as uncharacterized. The record is from RefSeq and is a predicted model, not a curated record. The transcript has a single exon. Gene Ontology annotation, molecular function: DNA binding; protein heterodimerization activity; TBP-class protein binding. Gene Ontology annotation, cellular component: SAGA complex; SLIK (SAGA-like) complex; transcription factor TFIID complex. NCBI's taxonomy places the organism in Eukaryota, Fungi, Ascomycota, Pichiomycetes, Serinales, Debaryomycetaceae. Gene Ontology annotation, biological process: DNA-templated transcription initiation; RNA polymerase II preinitiation complex assembly. Bases 1 to 2175 code for a protein of 724 amino acids.